GGGUCCAAUCCAAGCCAAGCUCAUGUUUACGUGCGGUUUUCCCGCACGCUUCGCACGUGUUUACUGACUCUACGCUUAUAAAAUUAUGUAAGCUUGACCAAGCCGAAGUGCGUUGACCCCACUGGUUGAGCCAAUAUUGAUUGAGCACGAUGUCUCAAAGUCGGCUAGCGUACAAGCUGAAGUCGAUGGCUGCGGUCGUUGGUGGAGCGGCCGUCGGUUUCCUGGGCGUUGCAGCGGCUUCGGGCAACCCGGACUUCUUCCGGGACGUGGCUAUGCCCUUCGUACACCGAAUUAUGAGCCCCGAGAGCGCCCACCGGAUGGCCAUUCUGGCUGCCCGCUGGCAGCUAGUCCGUGGCCAGAGAAAACCCGAUCCCCCGGUGCUGCGCACGGAGCUGUUUGGGCUGAGCUUCGAGAACCCCGUGGGAUUGGCGGCCGGUUUCGACAAGCACGGGGAAGGUGUGGGAGGCCUCGAGCGCUGGGGCUUUGGCUUUGUGGAGGUGGGCUCGGUGACUCCUCUGCCCCAGCCAGGGAACCCCAAGCCCCGUGUCUUCAGGCUUGCUGAGGACCUUGCUGUAAUCAACAGGUAUGGCUUCAACAGUGUGGGGCACGACCAGGUGCUGUCCUCCUUGGAAGCCGGAAGGCACGGCUGGAAGCGGCCGGUGGGCGUGAACCUGGGCAAGAACAAAGAGAGCGCCAGUGCGGCAGACGACUAUGCACAGGGGGUUCUCAAGUUCGGGGAGCUGGCGGACUACCUGGUCAUCAACGUGUCCAGCCCCAACACCCCAGGCCUCAGGGGACUCCAAGGACAGCGCGAGCUCAGGCAGCUGCUCAAACAGGUUCUGGGAGCAAGAGACUCCCUUUCCAAACGGACCCCUGUUCUGGUGAAGGUGGCACCUGACCUGAGUGACCAGGAAAAGGCAGACAUUGCCGCUGUCGUGACAAGCAAAGAGUGUCGGGUGGACGGUCUGGUGGUGUGCAACACGACCGUAAAGAGGCCGCCCGAGCUGCACAGCGAGCACAGGCAUCAGGCGGGGGGCCUGAGCGGAAGGCCCCUGACCGACCUCUCGACCAGGACCAUCGCGGACAUGUAUCGUCUGACCAAAGGCAGCGUGCCCAUAAUCGGGGUCGGGGGUGUGCUGACCGGGGAAGAUGCAUACGCCAAAGUGAAGGCUGGGGCCUCCCUGCUCCAGAUGUACUCGGCCCUGGUGUUCUACGGGCCGCCUGCCGUCUGCACCGUCAAGGAGCGCCUCGCGGAGCUCCUGAGCAAAGAUGGUUACACCACGAUUGCAGACGCAGUCGGAGCAGACCAUCGCAAGUGACCAAGGCACUCUCUUUCUGAAUCUGCACUUCCCAGGCUCCUUAAUGUUUUUGCUCUCUCUAGUUAAUAAAUUAUAUUGUUUUAUAA
Ixodes scapularis (black-legged tick) is the source of this 1405-nucleotide messenger RNA. It is a transcript of the gene Dhod, whose product is annotated as dihydroorotate dehydrogenase (quinone), mitochondrial. Gene Ontology annotation, molecular function: dihydroorotate dehydrogenase activity. Gene Ontology annotation, cellular component: mitochondrial inner membrane; cytoplasm. The transcript is spliced from 8 exons. NCBI's taxonomy places the organism in Eukaryota, Metazoa, Arthropoda, Arachnida, Ixodida, Ixodidae. The coding region runs from base 150 to 1319 and encodes 389 amino acids. The record is from RefSeq and is a predicted model, not a curated record. Gene Ontology annotation, biological process: 'de novo' pyrimidine nucleobase biosynthetic process; pyrimidine ribonucleotide biosynthetic process.